Molecule: messenger RNA, 883 nt
Organism: Papaver somniferum (opium poppy)
Lineage: Eukaryota; Viridiplantae; Streptophyta; Magnoliopsida; Ranunculales; Papaveraceae
Product: 18.6 kDa class III heat shock protein-like
Exons: 1
Coding region: 216-809 (197 amino acids)
Biological process (GO): protein complex oligomerization; response to salt stress; response to heat
Source: RefSeq, a predicted model, not a curated record
AAUUUCACCAGAGUACCAGAAAUUCUUCUGGAAUGUGGUACUACUUUCUCCCAACACCUCUAGAAAUUUCUGCAACUCCUCUUUAAAAUCCUCACCUAACUCGUUCACUCAAUCAUCUCAUAUCAAUCAUCACAGCCUUAAAACUUUACUCUCUAAUUGCCAAUUCUGAAUUCCAAUCUAACUUUUUCAAGCUUGUCGUUGCAUCAAUUAAGAAGAUGAUGAGCUCAUUGAUGUUUCCAGACAGUGCUCUUGAUUUAUUGCAUGAUCAUCUUCACCAUCAUCAUGAUCAGAGAGACAAGUUGAGAGCUGCUUUGAUCUCAAGUUCUGGCGGUGCUAGUGGAAGUUAUCCAGCUGUUGACAUUCUUGACACUCCAAAGGAGUACAUCUUCCAUUUCAAUGUACCAGGGCUGUCCAAAACCAACAUCCAAGUGAACCUAAUGGAGGAAGAGAACGCCGACCGUAAUCGUACCGCCGGUCAGAUCUUGGUCAUCGAAAACGCCGGCAGUGGCGGUGUUAAAAGGAAGCGUGAGGGAAAUGAGGGCGGUGAUCGGGAGAACAAGAAAAACGGCCAGGAAGAGGUGGAAGGAGGAACAACAUCCUCAUGCAAGUACAUCAGGCUUGAAAGGAGGGUGUACCCGAAGAAGUUCAUGAGGAAGUUCAGGUUACCGGAAAACGCUAAUGUCUCUGCAAUCUCUGCUAAAUGUGAGAAUGGGGUUUUAACUGUUAAGGUGGAGAAGAAGCUUCCUCCACCACCACCACGGAAACCCACUGUCAAAACUGUUGAAAUUACUACUACUACUGGAAAUUAAAUCUUGUAAUAGCUAUAAUCUGUAGUUUCUGUUAACUGUUUGACUAGUAUCAAUCUACUGCUUCGAGUUUGUUC